GUCAAAAAUACAUGGUGAUGAAUUCUAUUGAUGUAUAUACUACUCGCAGACCGCCGCCAUUCUCUGGGUCUCCACCUGGGCUUCAGUGUCUCUGGUUCCCACUGUCAGAGCCUCUGGUACUUCCCGGGCUGGAGCCCACAGUGAGCAUCCUUCCUCCUGAGUUGUCAGCCCCGACUGAGCUGGUCUGCAGCUACACUUGGAGCAUGCCAAGUAGGGUUGAGGAGGGUAUUGCUUCCUCAGAGCAUAAUGUGGUGUUAACCCUUCCCCAUGCAAUGCAGGGUGACUGGGGGCUGAUGCAUCCUGUCACAGGGUAUGACUAUGCUGCAUUUUAAAACCAGUGGCAGCGAGUUUCAGAGUCCAAAGUUCAUGCUACAUCAAAAACAGCACUGUAAACAUUGCGUUUUGGGCACUCAAACUCACCCCUUCUGUGAAUUCCAGAACUCAAGCUCCAGGUCAAGCCUGAACAUCUACACAGGUGAUUUUAGUGCCAUAGCACAAGUCUGAGUCUGUUGCGCCAUUGCACAAGCCUAAGUCUGUAGAUCAGGGCUCAGAGACUCACUGCUGCAGGGUUUCAAAUACAGUGUAGACAUAUCCAGACGGCUCUACAGAUGAAAAAAAUGAAGGUUCAGAAAUGCUUAAAUAUGCCACUGGAGAAUUGUAAGCCUCAGUUGUUGAGGUUUUUUUAGGAUAUUGAAAAAAGUAAGGUAGCCAUAUAAGUGUUUAGCCGAAUGGGCCAUCUUUUUGUAGGUUAUUUUAUUUUGAGGGUCUUUUUGUCAGUUCUGAACUGUUGGGAAAUAUUAGUGGAAAUAUUAGUCGAAGCUUUCAUAAAUGGGAAGAUCAUAUAUAUACAUACACUGGGCCAUUCUCUACACGUCUCUUCUUUUUUUUUUUAAUUGCAGAUGGGUUUCUGCUCCAUGUAACAGCACAGGCUCAGUAGCUUUAACAUAGACCAACACGUGGACCAACACUUCAGACUCCCUCCAAAUAUUUCGAAUUAGGGAAGAAGAAAUGAAUCUUGCAAACAAGAGUGGAACAUCCAGAGACAUAUAUGAAUGGGACUAUGUUCUGUGGGAAGUUCGUUUGACAUUACUAGCAGCUGGUUUUUUUAUCUACCUGGGAGUAUUUCUUCUAGCUCACUGGCUGUCCUCGUGGAUCAGUGCCAGUUAUCGCGCUUUGCCAGGAAAGGAGAAGGCCUUCUGGAAUAUGCAUAUGACACGUGGUGUGUUUGCAGUUCAGAGUUGUGGAGCUGGCUUGUGGGCCUGGUUCAUAGAUCCAGUUUUUCAAGCUGACCAAGUGUAUUCACAGCAAAAGUGGAGCUAUUUUCAUUGCUUAAUAGCCGCUGGCUACUUUUUACUUGACAAUGUACUUCUUCAUGUUUCUAAUAUUCUUUUCGGGAUGUUUGAUGUGUUUUCAGUGGUUCAUCAUUUAUUUGCCUUUGGUGCGAUUCUUGUUGUGAUAACAAACAUAAAGUCUGGACACUAUCUAAUCCUGACUGGACUGCUACUUGAGAUGAGUUCUCCUUCAACCUGCCUCUCCCAUGUGCUUUCAAAGAUUGGCUAUGAAAAUACCCGUUUUUGGAAGGCAAACCAAUGGGUACUGAUCCGCAUGUGUCACUGCCGCAUGGUCCUUUCUUAUCACAUGCUGUGGGUGUGUAUUUCCAAUUGGAAUGAUGUGGUGGAAAAUAUGGGACUUCCGUAUUUUAUCAUCUUUUUCAUAGGGUUAAGUAUAUUUACAUUCAUAAUUAAUCCACACUGGACAUACGAAACAACUAAGAAGUUCUUCUGUCAAGUUGAUGGGAACUCUUCAAAUACAGCAGUGAAAAAUGAAUCUUCUGAAACAGAUCAGAAGAAGAUGAUAUAGUGCUGCAACAGCUGUUGGGAUAACUGGAAAAUAUGUCCGGAAGAAUGUGGUGCAGGUUUACUACCAAAUCCAUGAAAAUAGAAUUGCUUACAAGAAGUCUAUGAAUAUAUUGAUCCCUUCACAGUUUGCUAUCAGUGUACUUUACUCAUUUAUCAGAAGUGUUUUAAAAUUGUUUCUGUCUAUAUUUAAAGUACACACACACACACACACACACACACACAAUCUUUGACUCAGUCAGGAUUCAUGCCAGUAAUUUUAGUCUGAGCACCAUGUAGUAAAAUCUCAUUCUGGGGGAAGUGGCAAGUUAGUGAUAGAAAGGCAAGAUAUGUAAAAUCUACAGAAUCAUAAUUUAAGUGGCAAGAGGGACUAACUGCCUACCCUCCCCCUCGCACCCUUCAGCUGCCAUCUCCAAGUCCUCCAGCUGGUGGAAAUUUUGAUAAUACAACUUUGUCAAAAAUGGGUCAAGUUAGGACUUUUGAAUAAUAUCCUUCUUCCACGAACAUAAUGGUGACAAUCCUAAAACAAUUAUGUAUAUAGGUAUUUGAGAAAAUAUUGAAAUAUCAACUUUUUAAAAUUAAACUUUAACAGAGGGAUGCAUUGCUUAGAUGAAAAUGACAUUGAUCUUUGGCAAUCCUAGGGAGCUUAGUCUUGACAUGUAGAACUGAAAACAUUUAUUCAUCAAAGUCAUUAUCUGUGUGAUCUCCAUUUAGGGGUUCACUGCUAGACAUGUUAUCAUAUUGAUCGUCAUCCACAUCACACUCACACAUCUCUAUUAAGGCAGAUGGCUAGCCAGACAUUUGCAGGGUGGUCUCUUUUUACAUGAGCUUUUGAUUAGCUGAAGGAGCACAUGUAUUUUAUGCAUAAUUGGUGUGAUCGUUCCAUCCUCCAAGACCCAUCAGUGCUCGAUACGGGAAGACAGUUUUGAAUGUGGUCAAUCCUCCCAGAGCAUUCUAUUGCCUGAUCCUUUGCCGUCUUGGAAGCAGAUAUAAAUGCAUCGCCUUGUCAAUGACAAUUAUUCUCUGUCUGCUGCUUGGAAAACAUCCACCAACAUAGCUCUGCAAGUAUCAUAAUGUUGAUCUUCAAAUGGUAAACUAGGCAUAUGAAUGCCUUUAGUGUGCAUUUAUGACCUCAUCAGUGACUGUCUCAGCCAUUCUGAGCACCUUGAGAGCAAGGAGAGAGUCUCUGGAGGCUGAAUGAAAUGUCUUCCUAUAAGAUAAUCUGGUCUUUCCAGCCAUUCUUCCAGUACUGUCACAUUCAGAAAAGUUGUGAAAAUCUGGCAGUGAGGCUGUUGAACAGGCCUGUAAAUGCCCAUGUCAUUUUUAUUCAGUUCUGAAGAUGUAUUUGUUCAUGUAUUUCAGCUGCAUAAGGAAUGUUAACUGAACUGAGCGAUCCCUGGCUCUAGCAUUUAUGGCUGGCCAGUGAGGCAUCAAAAGCCGCUACCAACACAUUCUGCUACUAGUAACAGCUUCUGACACACAAGCUGUCCUGUCAGAAUUUGCUACUUAACCCCUCGAUUUUGGCCAGUGAUAGUGAAUUAUAAGGAAUUGGGGGUCCCUUUGCCAUAAUUUGCUACCUCUGAUCUUUCCUGUCUGGUCAGGAUAGCUAAUUGUGAUGGGGUCAUUUGUUGCAAUUUGCUACUUCUCACCUUUCACAUCAUCUGAUUCGGGGUACCUUUCACAUCCUCUGGUUACUGGGUAGCAAAUUGCGACAGAGCAUCACCAUCCAUCGCAAUUAGCUACCUCUGGACAAAAGUGAGAGGUAGCAAGCUAUGGUGCAUAUUGAUGUCCUGUUACAAUUUGCUACCAUUUUGAAAUCGCCAUUGUAAACAUAGACACAAAUAAAGAGAGGUAUUUUUCAAAAUUUAAAAACUUUAUUAUUGUAACCAGGUAUAUAAACAAGAACUGUUUACUUUCCGUUCCAAAUUUUUUUCAAAAACAAGCCUCAAAAUAUAUGUAUAGAUAGUUAUUAACACCUUUUUUCUAUACUGAAAUGAACAGUACAAUUAAACUUCUCUAUUACUCGUUUAUAUUCCAGCUGCAUUAUUCCAAGAAAACCAAAAUAUUUCUCUUAACAAAACAAUUAUAUAAUAUACAUAUUAGGUUAACAUCUGAACUAUGCAUACUUGUUGCACUUAUACUCUUUCUUCUCAUCAGUUAGGUUUUCUUCAUUAGUUCCCUCUGGAAGGCAAGGCAUAUGUCCCCUCCUCUUACAAGAGUCACACUGGACCUUUGAUAAGUACUAGAUGAGAAAAUGAAAUUACAGAACUAAUAAUACUAAAUAUAAUUUCUGUUUAUUCAUAACAUUUAUAAAAUGAUAUUCCUUCAACAUAUAAUCAUUACUCAAGAUAUGAUUAUCAGCAGUGGUGAAAAUGUUUGUUACUGGAAUUAUUACAAGAACCUUGAUCCUUAGGCUAGUUAUUACAUUGGGUCCCUAUGCAAUUGGCUAGAUAUUGAGCCAUGGCCUUUGUUCUUGUACUACAAACCAUCAUAUUCUGCUUACUUAUCUGUUCCAACAUACGGUGUGUGUUUCUCAUACAAUGUUGAGUUUCUUACCAUCAUGCAAUCUUUCUUUUUUUUCCAAGUGACAAAGUUGCAGUAUAUGCAGUACUCUAUGCAUUCUGAAAAAUCAAUACAAUGUACUCAAAUGAUGAUUAUGUUGUGACCAAAACUCUAAAUAGAAAUCUUAAUUUAUUAAUUUAUGCCAAUUAUUUCAAUUAAUUAACUGGGUUUGCAAGUAUUUGAGGGAGGUAUAUUUUAAAUUAUAUUUGGUAAACCAGUCACCAGUCUGUUUGUUUCUCAAAUUUUUACUUUACCGCUGGUGGAUAUAAUGAAAUCCAAUUACAUUUCACUGCUCUAUCAAUGACAACUAUUCACCUGCUCCACAUUUUUCAGUGCUUAAAGAAAAUUUCAUACAGAGUCACUAUUAGACUCUGACAUACCCUAUGACAUACCCCACUGUAGGUGUAUUAAGAUAACCUUUUGUCACAGAGUGUGGGGGAGACCAGGCCCUGCACCCCCGGCUUCCUGUGAUUCACCAUGACUCUCAGCCAGCCAGUUGAACAGAAGGUUUAUUUAGAUGACAGGAACACAGUCCAAAACAGGUCUUGCCGGUACUGACAACAGCCCCCUCCCCCUUUACUUAGGUCCAGCUCGGGGCCCCAGGGAGGCACAGUCCCGUUGGGAAGCCCAAGCCCCAUCGGGUCACCACUCUCCAUCUUCCAUCCAGCUCCAAACCUGAACACACCCUUCAGCCCCCUCCUUUCUGGCCUUUUCCCAGCCCCUCCCCCAGCCUUUGUGUCCUUUGUCCAGUUUCCUGGGCAGAGGUGUCACCUGGCCUCCAACCCCCUCCUGGGUUCUCAGGUUACAUGCUCAGGUAUGCGCCCUUCCCCAAUUCAGGCAGCCCCAGCAAAACUCCCCUGCAACCUUCCCAGGUCAAUACUCCCCACUCAGCAUUCAAAUAACACAUCAAGAACAUUCCCACUUCGUCACACCUUUAUGUAACAUAAUUCCACUCUUCCUGUUAUCUUCCGAUAUACUAUGGGCUCACUAGAUAUAUGUAACAAAGUUAUUACCUGACACCUUCAUUAAAAGAAUUGCUAUUUUUAAACAUA
This is a messenger RNA of Trachemys scripta elegans, 5470 nucleotides long. Its product is annotated as protein CLN8-like. Gene Ontology annotation, cellular component: endoplasmic reticulum; membrane. NCBI's taxonomy places the organism in Eukaryota, Metazoa, Chordata, Testudines, Emydidae. The transcript is spliced from 2 exons. The coding region runs from base 1009 to 1860 and encodes 283 amino acids. The record is from RefSeq and is a predicted model, not a curated record. Gene Ontology annotation, biological process: lipid homeostasis.